UCUGGUGGGUUGAAUGAGUCAACAAAGAGUGUUGUGGGUGAAAUAGGCAGCGUUAAUUGCAGUGUGAGUGACGCUAUCCAUGGUGCUCAUUCCGUAUUAUUCAAUGACUCUGUAAUGGAUAACUCUGUGUUCGCACUAAGUGAAGGAGAGGCCGGAAAUGGAGCCGAGGGACGCAUCAUAUCACAGUUAUCUACACGCGGACCCCACCGAGUGACUGCAAAUGCGACAGUCGCAAAAUGAGUCAGAGAAAGGAACACAUACUGGCCAUUCUGAAACCAAGACCAUUCAAGGCUUCGAGUAAUUUAAACACUAAACACAUUGUACCUGUACAUAUAAUUGGUGAAUCACGGACGGGAAUAAGUAUCCAAGAUCCGGAAAGUCAACCAUUGCCUGCUGUUGCUGAAGGGACGAGUGUUGACACAGACAACGAUCGGAGAGACCCACCUGCUGGGCCGAGUACCAAUACAGGCAAAGAUGCAAAUACCCAUACAUCUUCAAGCAAUGCCGAAAGCACACACAGCGAUAGUCAUGACAACCUUAGUAGAGGAGCUAAGGUAAAUGAUGACAAAUCCGACAGUGAUGGUAUUGAUCCGGAAACUGUUGAAAACAACUUAAGACUCAGUAAAAAGGAUUCUGACAGCGCAUUACUUCGUACCGGCGCAGAAGACAAAGGCGGCCACCAAGAAGACAAAGACAAUGAACAUAAAGGACAAAGUGAUGAUGACCAAGAGGACAUUGACAGUGGACCAAAGCCAACGGGUCGUGAAAAAAAGACGGAAAAGAGAUGCGAAGAAAAUACCGAUCCAUCACGAAGGUCUCUGAGGAAAAAACAUAACUUUUUCAAAUUUGUGAGUAUAAAACAGCCGUCAGACAAAGCUUCACGGCCCAUGGUUACCCCAGCACCUCAACCCAAGCCUAAGAAACCCCAUCCCACUGUCCAGCCUGCUCAGCCUGCUAUGUCUAAACCAGGGCCUCCCAAGCUUCCAGAUACAGGGCCAGUGAUAUCUGCUGAGAAAGACAAACCAGAACAGGAGAAAGGAGUGUUCACCAAGCCAGCUUUGAGAAGCACACCAAAGUCGGAAAGGAAGUCAUAUGAGUCUGAUCACAGUGAGAAACCAGUCUUUAAUGUUCCUCUGAAGAAAGCUGCUAAGCCUGAUUUAAAGCAGAGUCAUGAAUCACCUAAACACCUGUUUGAGACGCCUACAUUGAAAAGCACUGAGCGUAAAAUAACAACUGCAGAUGAACAUGACAAUGAUAACACCAACACAAGUGCUCCUCCUAACAAUGACCAGGCAUUUGAUAAACCUGGUCUUCGACAAACAAAAACAAGAAAUGAUUCAGCAGAUGAUUUACCAGUAUCAGGGUUCACGUUUGAAAAACCUCCAUUAAAAUAUGCUGUAUCACCUGGCAAUACUAGAGAAAAACCAGACAACAUAUCAAGCGGUAUGUUCGAAAAGCCUGUGCUAAAACGGGCAACACCAUCUCCAGAAAAAGAAGUGAAACCAGCUACCGAGGCCAAGGGAACAUUUGACCUUCCAGUGCUGCGGAAAACCGGGUUUGUGAGUCAAGCUGAAAAGGACAGACAGGAACAAGAAAAGCCUUCUUGGUUGCAGGAGGCUGCUGAAAAGCAGUCAAAAGUCCUUGAUGGCUUGCAGUCGAAAGACACAAAGCCCGUGGAGAAGGCGGUUGUGCGUUACUCCUACGAUGGGGAGAAUGAGGAUGAGUUAUCCCUCACUGAGGGGGAGAUAAUCAACGUGCUGGACAAGGGUCUAGAGGACAGUGACUGGUGGCGCGGUGAUCUCAACGGUCGCGUCGGAGUCUUCCCCGGCAGCUUGGUGGAGCUAAUCAAGGAAGAGCCGUCAGACAAAGCUUCACGGCCCAUGGUUACCCCAGCACCUCAACCCAAGCCUAAGAAGCCCCAUCCCACUGUCCAGCCUGCUCAGCCUGCUAUGUCUAAACCAGGGCCUCCCAAGCUGCCACAUACAGGGCCAGUGACAUCUGCUGAGCAAGACAAACAUGAACCGGAGAAGGAGGAGAGGCAGCCGACUGUGCCCAGCAAGAAGCCGAUCUUCCCAUCCCCACCCCUCACCAAGAAACCCACGAAAAGCAUAGACCUCAAAGACAUAGAGAACAUUGAUGACGGUAAACAUGACAUGCCUACCAUGCACUCAGUGCCCUCCCUUGACCCAAGCGAUGUGCCCGACCAUUCCGUUGGUCGUUCACUGGAGCAGGAUGAAAAGCUCUUAGGUAUAUGUACAAGCUUCGGCAGAAAGUCACAACAAUUAAAGGAUGAAUGUGAAAUUAUUUGUAAACGUGUUAGGAAGAUUACAGAAGUGUUGAAUGUCUAUGCUGCUUUUCAAGAGACUGAUGAAUCCAUCGUUAUUUUCAUCGUAAGUGUUAAAGCUGUAUCGGAUGAAAUUUCAAAAAAUCUUACGAACCUUGGCAUUCGUUUUAUUGUGAAACAACUGGAUUUUAAUAAGUCUUUAAUUUCUAACACAAAGUCAUCUGUUGCAUUUCAAAUGAAAGACAGUGAAGUAGAAUUGAUUCGGACAUGCAUUUCGAAUAAUGCAGAUCUUUUAAUGGCGAAACAUAAGUAUUUGAGUAUUGUAGAAGGCUGCUGCCAUAAACGUGAGUGCGGCGUCGCUAUUGAUUCAAGCGCAUGCAAAUAUGAACCAAGACUGGCUCUUUAUGUACUUGCAAAGGGAUAUAUACCAAUUGAUGAAGAUCCUUUUGAAAGAUCAUAUGAUGGUAUACAAGUUGAAGUUAGAGAAGGGGUUUUCGUCCCAUUUGUAAAGACAUCCAAUGAGUAUCAUGAUCAUGUACGUAUGGGGUGUGCGAUUCAUCGACAUUUGAAAGGUACUCUUGGUUUGUUUAUUGAGCACAAUAUAUACGGUCUUUGCGGCUUGACGUGUGCUCAUGCUAUGCUGUCAAAGGAAGAACAUGAAAGAUGUAAGCAAACCAAUGGACGCAUUUACUCUGAGUUAUUGUUAAAUGAUUGUGAAGUUUACCAACCAGAACAUCCGCACGGACUGGGAAGCCUUGUGGAGGCAAUAUACAAAGAAGGCAACGAUUUUCAAACAGGAAUUGACAUCGCCCUUGUGAAAAUUAAACAACGUCAUCCAAUCGAUGGCAAAUUUCCAGGCAGUAAAGACGGAAUCAACAGCGAAUCCACAGAGAUCAAUUUUGAAUUUGCAUCAGGAAAAGCACUUACACCAAGUUUAAACAAUGGUCGCUGUUGCAAAAUUGGGCAAAUGUCGGGUUAUACGGAAGGCACAUUGAUCAACAAGGAACAAAACAGUGUCGCUAGAGACGUCCUAGAGGUUCUCGGAUAUAAAUUUGUUAUAUACAAUCAAUUAAACGUGAAGUCAUCCACACAAUUAUUUGCAAAACCGGGUGAUUCGGGUUCACCCGUGUUCGUCAAAGACGGUGAUGGCGAACCGGCAUGUAUAGGAAUUGUCGUUGGAGGAAGAACAUGCGAUGGCGUUGUUUAUGUAACGCCUAUUAAUACAAUUUUACAGGAAUUGGGCAUUUCACAACUGAAAUCUUUCGUUGCUAAUCGUUUCGAAAGAUUGGAAGCAAAAGUUAAUUCAAUUGAUCAAAAACUCGAUUUUUUAAUAACGAAACUGACAUCAAGCACAGGAACACAGUAAGCUACCGGUAUGUUAAAUGCAUGUUUAAUGUUGUAUGUAUACUUACAUUGUAUGUUUUUAUUUGUACGGUAUAUAUCAUUCUUUCGGGCUCUAAUUAAGUUUUCCCAUGGAUGUAACGUUGUUAUCAAUAUUGACCAAAAACGUCGAUGUUAUUGUUUUGGAUAGUUACCGGUAAGUAUAAUUUACAAACAUACACAAUGGACAAUUACAUUUCUAACCAAACUUAAUCACGUUUUGUAUAUCGGGAUUUCAAAAUCCUUAUUGAGUCAGUAAUCAUUUAUGUUGUGAUUAAAAAAUAAAUUUGA
Messenger RNA from Dreissena polymorpha, 3955 nucleotides. RefSeq names its product hematopoietic lineage cell-specific protein-like. Gene Ontology annotation, molecular function: protein binding. The record is from RefSeq and is a predicted model, not a curated record. The coding region runs from base 237 to 3650 and encodes 1137 amino acids. NCBI's taxonomy places the organism in Eukaryota, Metazoa, Mollusca, Bivalvia, Myida, Dreissenidae. The transcript has 15 exons.